Messenger RNA from Ostrea edulis (European flat oyster), 2661 nucleotides. RefSeq names its product fucose-1-phosphate guanylyltransferase-like. The transcript is spliced from 4 exons. Lineage: Eukaryota; Metazoa; Mollusca; Bivalvia; Ostreida; Ostreidae. Gene Ontology annotation, molecular function: transferase activity, transferring phosphorus-containing groups. The coding region runs from base 113 to 1987 and encodes 624 amino acids. The record is from RefSeq and is a predicted model, not a curated record.
AUCCAGACCGAGCAUUCCGGAAGUGACUGAAGAUACCUUGGGCGUUGGGAACGUUGACAGGUGCUAGGUGCCGGUGGUGUUAACUGUUUUCCAUGGUACACGUCGUCCGAUCAUGGAGAAUAAGAAAGACGAGAACAACCAUAAUAAUUCAAAAGAUGUUCCCAUACCCAUGGACACAGGAAUUGCAACAUUUAUGAAGAAUGUGUUUUCUGAUUAUGAAAAAAUAAGAGGAAAGGACAAAAAUUCAAACAAUGCUGCAUUUUGGGAUGUUGUCGUCAUUACAACAGCAGACUAUGCACAGAAGCAUGUAUUUGAACUGCAAAUUGAAAGCAAAAGAAAAAGAAAAGAGCUGCCUUUGAAUCUCCCUAUUUAUGUAGUGGCAGAUCCUCCAGGGCCAAAGAUAGGUAAUGGAGGAUCUACAAUGGUGGUGCUGGGCUUUCUGGACCUUUGUCUGGGAGAAGAAAUGUUCGGGAAGAAAAUACUGUUGAUUCAUGCUGGAGGUCAGAGUAAGCGGAUGCCCAGCACCAGUUGCUUGGGCAAAAUAUUCUCACCAAUCCCUCAUGGGGACCCAGUCUACCAGAUGUUGGACCUCAAACUAGCCAUGUACAUGCCAUUCAUUCCCAACAUGCCACCAGGAGUUUUUGUGGCAUGUGCAGAUGAUAUACUAGUGUAUGACCUUGGACCUUUUGAGGAUUCAAAAUACUGGUCAUUCUGCUAUAAUGGAUUCAGUGCACUAGCCCACCCCUCCCCAGUACAGAUAGGAACCAAGCAUGGAGUGUAUGUAGUGGAGAAUGAAAAAAAUGUAGAUCCAAAAAAGCAUAUCAGGAGUAUGAGGUGUUUGAAGGUGCUGCAGAAACCCAAGAUCACUCAGAUGUAUGAGCAUGGUGCUGUGCUUAGCAACUUGACCUUCUCUGAAGAAGUAGCCUUCAAGGGAGAUAUGUCAUACACAGACAGUGCUUUCUUCUUCGGAAUGGAUGUAGCCAAAAAACUUUUACAGUUUUUUAAAGAAAAUAGUCCUCUAACUUGUGAAAUUGAUGCAUAUGGAGAUUUUCUGCAAGCGCUUGGUCCUGCAGCUACAAGUGACUACAUCAAUAACACGAGUAAUGUCACACACCUCACUCCAAGUCUAGUCCACACAAGAUUAAAGAUAUUUGAGCUUUUGAAGGGGACAGAUAUUAGUUUACUUUUGAUGAACACAUCCAAAUUCAUUCACAUUGGCACAACGAAGGAGUACAUUCAUCACUUCUGCUUUGACACUAAACUUCAAAGCGAACUUGGAUUAGAAAAAGACUGCUUUAAUAUAUUUACAGAGAACGAACCAAGUGCCAAAAAGCAGAGGCUGUCAGACACUGGCUCAGGCUGUAUCAUGCAUUCUUGCUUACCCACUGGGUGUUUUGUGUCUUCAAACACUGUGGUGGAGUACUGCCACUUUGAAUUCCCACUACACGUGGGCCAAAAUUCCAUCAUCAGUAACUGUGCAGUGUUGGAGGAGGAACUGACUGAGAGCCCUCCUCCACACUCACAAAUCCCCCACAAUAUAUUUCUGCAUACAGUAGCAGUCAAACACCAGGAGAAAACCAAGUACGCUACAGUAGUCUUUCAUGUUGACGAUGAUCUGAAGAGGAAAGUCCCAAUAUCUGAAGUAUCCUCAGCGUCAUAUUUAGGAUACGAUAUCCAACGAUUUAUCGAGAACUGCAAAUUGACCCAGUUUGAAUUAGACGAACACACAGGGGGUGUGGAAAGUGAGGAGGAAACACAACCUCUUACCAGUCUCUGGCAAAUGUCCCUAUUUCCACUGGAAAGUAGUAUGACUCGGUCCCUAAUGCUCGCAUUGACGACAAUCAAAGCUUCCCAGGGUAACCACCCAAACUUAGUUGAUCUGAGUAACUAUGAUAUUGUUUCCAUGGAAGAAAUACUUGAGCAUAAGGAUGUCAAGGUUAUGUUGAAAUUUAGAGAAAAUCUAUUUUCCAAAAUUUCAAUGGCGUAGUGUAUUGUGGUUAAUCUGAGACUGUAUUGUGGUGGUCAAGAUACUGUUAUAUUUUAUAUAUGUCUACAAGUACACUAUUUAUAGAUUUUAAACAGAUUAGAAAUUGGAUGCUGGGUUAUUCAAGAUUGUUAACUGAUUUUUGUUUAGAGAGUUUACCAGUUACUAGAUACUAAGUAUUCAAUCUUCUGUGUACUAGUAAUAUAUUUGUUUAGAAAGUUUACCAGUUACUAGAUACUAAGUAUUCAAUCUUCUGUGUACUAGUAAUAUAUUUGUUUAGAGAGUUUACCAGUUACUAGAUACUAAGUAUUCAAUCUUCUGUGUACUAGUAAUAUAUUUGUAAUGAAUUAACUGGUUCUAUGGAAAUUUGUCUGAUCUAUUGUGAUGUCACUGUUUUGUUCUGGUUUUCUUUGCAUCCAGAUCUGAAUUAAAUGGAAAUCAAUUCAGCAUUCAUUUAGAGGUUGGACUGGUCAUAAAUGUUAUUAAGCUCUUCCAUUUCUAUAAAAUACAGAGGCAAAGUUAGCUCUUGUGAACAAGCCUUGGUAAAUGAUACACAGCUGCUAAAAAUUGAAACUUUUUUUAUCUUCUACAGUAAAUACAAAAUUUACUGAAGUCAUUAUGUAACAAAUGUUUACAUGUAUAUUAAUAAUUUGAAAAUACAAACUUUAUACAUAUAA